AUGGAUUACGAACGUAAUGAUCCUCGACGUCAUUAUAUCUUACGUGUUGCAUCGCAUAUUUUUGCGCUAAAUUUAUCGGAAAAUAAAAUUCCAAAUUUGAUUCCAAUACAAAAUUUUUGUGAUACCAAUACACCAUUGUUAAUUAUUGCCAAAGAUGAACAGAAAGGAGCAUUUGAUAUUACGAAUGAAAUGCGAAAUAUUCAUGAUCCGGAUUUACUGAGAGUGAUCUUUUAUAAACUUGAAGCAAUUGCAUUACCAUUGGAUAAUUUUAAGAGCAAAAUAUCAGUAUUAUCAUUACGUGGGCGUCCAACGGAUGCAUUAAUUCGUUCAGUGAGAGAAAUAUUCAAACAAGCAACUGAAAAUAAUUUCGAAACAUCUGCAAAUAGCCAUUUACAUACAAUUUUAAAUGAACUUGAAAUGAUUAUGGAACCGAAGAAUGACAAAAAAAACAUUCAUGUAAGACGAUCAAUACAUGAUGAAAUUAAUUAUUGGAAAAAUCGAAAGGACAAUGCUGCAUUGCAAUAUUUCCAAGUAUUUCAAAUUCUUGAAGUGAAACUUGAAAUGCUUACAAGUUGUCGUAUAGAUGAAAUUUAUGAAGUUAUUGAUACUAUUGAAGAUUGUUUAAAUCAACUUUGGAACUGUGAACCAUCAUUUCCACAAAAUAAUAUGAGACAUAUUAUCGAUAGUAUCGGUGCACUAAUUAUUAAUUCGAUAACAAAUAAAAUUGAAAUUAAUAAUAUAUGGAACGAUGUUACAGUAAUCGAUAUUUUACAUCAAAUUAUUUCCAUUUGCGAACAGUGGCAAUUUGUAAUUACAACACUUAUUGAACAGUGGAAGCAAGAUAUUGAUAAUCCAUGGAAUGGUGAUAAAUCAAUAAUUUCAAUUUUUGAAAUUAUUCAAAAACAUACUGAUAAAAUUUUAUCAUUGAAAUUAUUAAGCAAUCAAAUGACUGAAUUAAUAAAAGAUAAAAAUGGGCAAAAAGAAAUGGAACAAAUUAUUCGAAAUAUUUUUGGUACAAUGCCCAUAUUUACCUAUGAUAUUUCUGUUCAGCAAAAUUGGAAAAACAAAUUAUUGGAAGUAGAACGAUGCAUUGAACCAAUUGUGGAAAGAGCAUUACCUAUUUUAAGGAAACGUUUACAAUUUAAUCAACUCACUGAUGAUGCUGCAAUAACUAAUCUGAUUAAAUUUAAACAUUUUUUAAAUCGUCCAAGUAUCAAGGAAAAACUUUUAAUGGAAAGAGAAACAUUGCUUAGUCGUUUGGUAAAUGCGGUGGAGAUGAAAAAACGUGAAGUAAUUGAACGAAUUGUAACCAGUGAUAUACCAAAUGGACAAUAUCUUACAGAAAUUGCUGCUAAACUUAUUUGGAUUCGACGAGAAAUUAAUAAGAUUGAAAAUAUCAAGAUUGUAUGCGACCAAUUGUUAAACGAUUUAGCAACUUAUAAAACAAUUCAAGUAAAAAUUCAAAAUGCAAUUGAUGAAAUGCAUUCGUUAGAAUCAGAUUGCUUUAGUAGUUGGUGCCAAGAAAUGAUCAAAUUAGUUUGUAAUUCGACAAAUUCAAUUGCACUUGAAACAAGUGGUAAACUAAUGAGUAUUGAGCAGAAAGGUGGUAAUUUGAUUGUCAACUAUAGCGAUCGUUUAGUUCGCCUUCUCAGAGAAGUACGUCAAUUAAUUGGUCUUGGAUUUGUUUUACCGCAAAAAAUUAUUGAAUGUGCUAAUACUGGCGAACAAUUCUACAAAUAUGCUAUCAUUCUUAAACAGGUGGCACAUUUCUAUAAUUCGGUGGAUCAGCAGAUGCUUCCGUGUCAACAAGCAAUGAUGUUAGACGAAGCUUUAGCAUUUGAAAAAUUAAUCCUAUCCGGAAAGAAAGGUGAAGAAGCAACAACAAAUGCGGUUAGCUGGAAUAAUCCGAAACAUCUUCAAGAAUUCAUCGAAAAGUUACAGGCAGCUGCUGAACGUUUAACUUUACAUAAUAGGUAA
Molecule: messenger RNA, 1977 nt
Organism: Brugia malayi
Lineage: Eukaryota; Metazoa; Nematoda; Chromadorea; Rhabditida; Onchocercidae
Exons: 12
Coding region: 1-1977 (658 amino acids)
Source: RefSeq, a predicted model, not a curated record